This is a messenger RNA of Aphis gossypii (cotton aphid), 5201 nucleotides long. RefSeq names its product leucine-rich repeat-containing G-protein coupled receptor 5 (gene rk). The record is from RefSeq and is a predicted model, not a curated record. The transcript is spliced from 18 exons. Gene Ontology annotation, cellular component: membrane. Gene Ontology annotation, molecular function: G protein-coupled receptor activity; protein binding; protein-hormone receptor activity. The coding region runs from base 511 to 4062 and encodes 1183 amino acids. NCBI's taxonomy places the organism in Eukaryota, Metazoa, Arthropoda, Insecta, Hemiptera, Aphididae. Gene Ontology annotation, biological process: G protein-coupled receptor signaling pathway.
CCUCAGUGAAUGGUACGCCGCAUGCCCUUCGCUAUGGUCUUACUGAGCCUGGUAUCCAUAUCGCGGUGAAAGUUUUUCGAAACUCAAUUUUUGAUACGAUUAGAUUUUUUUGCUUCUUAUUUUUAUUGUGUUUGUUUAAAAUUUUAAUUUUAUUAUUUAAGUUUAAAAAAUGCAUUGAGUUUAAUUUAAUUAUUGUUCAGGUUUUUAAAAAAAGUAUCGAAAAUAGUUUUUUUAGUGUUAUUUUCUAAUUGACAUUUUCAAAGUGAUUUAUAACGAGUGUAUAUUUUUUUGUGAAUACAUUUAUUGCAUGGAGUAAAUAAAUAAAUAAAUACAAUUUGGAAUAACAAUUUGAUUUAUGUGUUAAAAAAAUGACAAGUUUUAUAAAAAUGAAUCCAUAUUCGGCGGUUUGGAAAUGUCGACUAAGAUUGAAAAAGUCAGCUGAAGUGGCAUCAUCAACAUUGACCUGAGAUUUAUUUACUCAGACUAAUACUGUUUAUAAUCUAUUGAACAAUGAUAUCCGCGCUGCUAACGGCUUUGUCUUUAAUGAUAUUGUCGCUUGCAUCAGCGGACGUAAAUUUUAUGCAAUCUUGUGAGUCUCCUGCGCAGUGUCGAUGCGAUGGCCACGAAGCAACAGAAGUUUCCUGUAGAAAUUUGGGAUUCACCAGAAUACCCGAUGAUAUACCCUUCAACAUUACUAAGCUAGAUGUGGCCAGUAACAAUAUUACGGAGAUAGAUGAACAUGUAUUUAGCCGACUGACCUUAUUGGAAGAUCUGGUAUUAGCUGAUAAUCCUAUCAAAGAGAUACACCCCGGAGCAUUUCUAAACAAUAUAUGGUUAAAACGUCUGUCGUUCCAGAAAUGUCAACUUGUCCGGGCGCCAUGUGAAACAUUCCAGAGUUUCAGACAACUGUCGUCCUUACAACUAGAUCAAAACCAUUUGACUGAGAUCGACGAUCGGUGUUUCGACCAACUAUCUCAAUUAAGGAAUCUUCGACUGGAAAAUAACAAACUCACUAAAGUUCCUAAACAAGCGUUAAGCCUAGUCCCUACCUUAGAAGCAUUAAACUUGGGAAGUAAUUCAAUUGUAGAUAUUUCAAAUGACUCAUUUUCCUCGUUACCCAAUCUGGUCAUAUUGCUACUUAAGAGAAAUCAAAUCGAAUUCGUGGAUGAAACUGCGUUUGAGAGCCUUACUUCUUUGAAAAUAUUGGAACUCGACGACAAUCAGUUGGAUACGAUCCCGGUCGCUCUUGCCAAGUUGACAUCUCUUCAGGAGCUGUCAUUGUCUGGUAAUAAUAUUAAGUUCGUGCCAGAAGGAGUGUUGCAACGAUCACAAGGUCUAGCGUUGCUCGAGCUCAAAGGCAACCCUUUGAUUGGCGUGCACCCAUAUGCUUUCGCUUCCCUACCGAAAUUAAGAAAACUAGUAUUGUCAGAGGCCAGGGAACUCACAGAAUUUCCGAAUCUUAACGGCACGUCAGCGCUCGAAGUGCUCCGAAUCGACAGGGCGAGCAUUUAUUCGAUACCUGAUACGCUGUGUACGACGUGUCCUAAAUUAAAAAGCCUUGACAUCAAAUGGAACAGAUUAUCUAGGAUACCGAAUCUCAAUAAGUGUAAAGAACUCAGAGUGUUAGAUUUGGCAAAUAACCAUAUAGCGUCAUUGGACGGAUCAUUGUUCCGUAAUCUGUCUCAUCUCCACGACCUUUUACUUGGUCACAAUUAUAUAACUUCGGUACCCAGAGACGCCUUCCAAGGAUUAGUUCAGCUUAAAGUCUUGGAUCUUGAAUCGAACAAAAUUGACCGUAUUGAUGACGAAACUUUUUUGUCAUUUAGCCAACUGGAAGACUUAAACGUGGGAAAAAACGUAUUUGAACAUCUGCCUACCAAAGGUCUGGAGAGAUUGCUACACUUAAAAACGUUUAAUAACCCGAACUUGAGACAAUUUCCAACUCCUGAACAUUUUCCCAGAAUUCAAUCUUUGGUGCUAUCAUAUGCAUACCAUUGUUGUUCGUUUUUGCCACUCCAGUCAGAAGAUGAUUCACCGCCCUCUUCGCAGACAAGUCUUCACGAAUCUGUCAUAUUUCCAGCCAACGAAAAUGAUUUUGACAUGACUCUCUGGAACUCCAGCAUGUCUGACAUAUGGCCUCAACUGCAAAACUUAAGUAAAAAAUUUGGAACGCAAGUCAAUGAUUUAUGGGAUUCAUUUGGUUCAGACUUCACGUAUCCAGGGAAUUUACCAUCGUACAUGGAGGAAUAUUUUGAAGAACAACAAUUGGAAGGAAGGUCACAAGAUGUUAUGUCGUCAAAAAUCAAGUGCUUGCCACUUCCUGGUCCAUUUUUGCCAUGCCAAGAUCUCUUUGAUUGGUGGACAUUGAGAUGUGGAGUAUGGGUUGUGUUCUUAUUAGCCAUGUUGGGAAAUGGGACUGUGGUAUUUGUGCUAAUAUUUGCCAGAAGUAAAAUAGACGUGCCCAGGUUUCUCGUAUGCAAUUUGGCAGCAGCCGAUUUCUUCAUGGGUCUUUAUUUAGGUAUAUUAGCUGUCGUUGACGCUGGCACUUUGGGAGAGUUUAAAGUGUUCGCUAUACCAUGGCAAAUGUCUGCCGGUUGUCAACUGGCUGGCGUUUUAGCAGUGCUGAGUUCAGAACUUUCAGUGUAUACACUGGCCGUGAUCACACUGGAAAGAAAUUACGCAAUAACGCACGCCAUGCAUCUAAACAAACGUCUGUCACUUAAGCAUGCGUCAUACAUAAUGCUCUGUGGUUGGAUUUUCGCUGGUGGGAUGGCCGCGUUGCCACUGUUUGGCGUGUCUGACUACCGAAAGUAUGCAACAUGCUUGCCAUUCGAAACUACUACUGGCACAUGGAGUUUGGUGUAUGUAGUAUUUUUGAUGUUUAUAAAUGGUGUGGCAUUUUUCAUACUCAUGGGAUGCUAUUUGAAAAUGUACUGCGCCAUCAGAGGCUCCCAGGCUUGGAAUUCUAACGAUUCACGAAUCGCUAAACGCAUGGCAUUGCUCGUUUUUACCGAUCUGCUGUGCUGGGCCCCUAUAGCAUUCGUCUCUCUGACAGCUAUUUGUGGGUUUCAUCUUGUCUCGUUGGAACAAGCUAAAGUGUUCACGGUAUUUGUGUUGCCUUUGAACUCGUGUUGCAAUCCCUUUCUGUAUGCAAUAUUGACUAAACAGUUCAAAAAAGAUUGUGUGAUGAUAUGCAAAGCUAUCGAAGAGUCGAGAGUGACUAGAGGCAUCGGAAGGUGUAGGCAUAGUUCUAACUUCAGCAACAGGCAGACACCAGCCAACACCAACAGUUUAGUUGAUAGGUCUUCGCGAGACAAUUAUCCUCAUCCUCCAUGUAGCUGUAACGUUAAAUUGUUGGAUGACAAGUCUGUGAAAACAGAAGAGACAUUCUACGAUUGGAUCAACAUCAAAUUUAGAAGGAUAAUGUCGUGUUUGCAGCGAGAAUCUGAUUCGGGCAGACAGUACAUGAGAAGCGACCGGUAUGCCUACCAAAUUGCUGAAAUACAACAAAAGCAGCAUAAACGUGCAUCAUCGAUGUCUUCUAGUGAAAAUUACAGUUCGUCAAGAUCGGAUUCAUGGAGACAACACCAUCACCACCAUCAUCAUCAUCAUUGUGGUGUGCCCUUGAGACUUCUUGAUCCAAAACAGAGGCGUGCCAGUUCGUGGAUUGUGACUAGGAAGACUUCACAAGACUCAAAUCUAUCGAGCUCGAGAAAUGACAGUUCGGGUUCUGCUAACACGGCCAGCACUAGUGUAAGCACAAGGACUUCCAGGUCUAGCGUAGGUUGUAGCGAUCAUAAACCAAAGCCUCGGCUGACUCGCCAACCAGCCGUGUUAGACGACCCCGAGUUGGUCGUGGGUGGUUCUCCUAAUAGAUUGAGUGUUCGAUUUUUGGCAACUAUUCCUUCAGCUGCCGAGACAAGUAUUUACAGAGCAGACACUGAGGACGAAGAUGAUGAAAACAGAAUGGACGAUUCGUUAAGGCCAGAAAAUUCACCAACUACUACUGCCAGUGAAAGGACUACACCACCGGAUUCUAAACCAUCGUCCCCACACAGUUAAAAUGUCACUAUUUUUUUUAUAUUUAGUAGACUUUAGACAAUUUCGUACAUAUAUUUUAUAGUCAUACCGAGUAAGAUUCUGAGACAUAGCCAUCUUGAUCAAAUAUAGAAACAAAUUAUAACGUAACACGUGAUAAUAUAAUUUAAAAUGUAACUCUUAACGAUGUAACAUUUGUUAUUAUUAUUAUUAUUAUUACUACUACUAUUGAAUAAUAGUUGUUUCCUACCACAUGUGCGUAAACAAUUAAACUUUAAAACAUUAUAUUUUAUAAUGUAUAUUAUAUUAUAGUACUAUGACGCAGUUUUGUAAAAAUGUAUUACCUACAUCAUUUUAAUCUUUUAAAUAUUGAUGAACAAAAACGCCGAGUCUUAACUUAUGUUUUUAUAAUAUUAAAUUUAUAAUAUAUAAAAAUACUGUCUUUUAAAUUAAUUUUUUUUACUUUAUUGCCCAUUUCAUAGUGUGGGCAAUAUUCUUUAUAGUCUAAACAAUAAACAUUUGUAAGUAAGUAGAUCAUAAUUAUAACAUAUUAUUGGUGUUUUAAGCCAAUAUAUUAUUCAGUUUGACGAGCUUUAGUCGAUCGGUUUAAAGACGAGUUAUAUGAUACAAAUUUAUAUAAAAUAACAGCUCGAGCCAAGACAAUACUCUAUAAAAAAUUAACUAAAAAGGCUGUGUUUUAGUACAAGGAAUGACGAUAUAAAUUACGUACCUAGGUUAUUAUAUAUUUUAUAAUAAUAAUGUUUUUUUUUUUACUAUAAGUUUGUGUAAUAUGUAUGUUAUAAAUAAAUAUGGUUUUGUAUUAAAAGUAUAUGUCAAAGCAAUUGUAUGUGUGCCUCAAUUACAGAUAAUUACUGUAUAGUAAAAUAUACUUUUGUUUUGCAGUGAAUUUUCUCCAUGGAUGUACUAUAGUAAAAAUAUGUAAAUGUGAGACAAGAAAAAAAUAACUCUGUGGCUAUAAUGUUCAUAAAAGUUAUAAAUUAUAACAACAGAAGUAUAAUAUACUUUUAUAAUGUAUCCAUCGACAAUUGCUUUGUGUGUUUACUUUUUUGACAAAACUGUAUGUUCGCCUGUUCCUGAUUCGUGUCAUUUUUGCCGGUUUUUUGUACAUUUUACUAUAAUAUGUAAUAAAUUAUUAUUCAUAA